GUCGGUCGUGUCGGUCCUUUUGUGGUUGGCUGUUGCGGCCCGUUUCGCGUGGUGUCAAAUUUCCUUUCCGACAGACACAUCGAUUGAAGACACCUUAACCCUAACCAAGACACCUUUAAAGGUCAAUUUGAAAAUUUGACCUCGGAUCAAGGUCAUUAUCUGACUGCCCAGUCGCCGAUCAGCCAUGGCCGAACUGGACUUGGACAACGAGUUUCUGGGCCAGGGCGACUCGGGCGCCAGCUCCACCUUCCCACAGCAGUGCUCAGCGCUGCGCAAAAACGGAUUCGUCAUGCUCAAGGGACGCCCGUGCAAGAUCGUCGAGAUGUCCACCUCCAAGACGGGCAAGCACGGCCACGCCAAGGUGCACAUGGUGGGCAUCGACAUCUUCACGGGGAAAAAGUACGAGGAUAUCUGUCCGUCCACGCACAACAUGGACGUGCCCGUGGUGCGACGCUUCGAAAUGCAGCUAAUCGAUAUCGACGACGGCUUCUGCACUCUGAUGGACGACAAGGGUGAGACCCGCGGCGACCUGCGCGUGCCCGAGGGCGCCCUCGGCCAGCAGCUGCAGAAGGACUUUGACGACGGCAAGGAGCUGCUGUGCACCGUCCUGAAGGCGUGCACCGAAGAGUGCAUCAUCGGAACCAAGGUCAACACUGCCGCCUAGAGACCCACCACCGCUUCGCUGCCGGUUGGAGGCGCCUUCACCGGCCUCUGACGACACCGGGGCCCUGACAGACGACCCCGACCGUGACAGCGCGACUGUCAGGACCGACACCGGCCUGGCAGCCGGUUAUCUGUCGGGUGAGGUCAGCCCGGUGUCACGCGCGGGCGCUCUCUGACUGUGGUUUGCUGAGCGGAGGUGUGAGGUUUUUAGGGAGAGGAGCCGGAGUACGGGAGUGCGGCGUGCUCUCUCCCCGUGUGUACGGGCUGGGUGGGUGUGCGUGCUAUCGUAACUGCCCCUGUGUGGUGUCUUUGUGCGAGCUUUGGACUUUGCGUGCGUUGUGCGGGGCUGGCCAGUUCUGCCCAUGACUUCCCAUGAAAGCGCGUCUUGUUUUGUAUGUUGAGUGUAUCAGCAUAAUACCUGAGUGGGUGGGUCAAAAUGUAGUGGCAGCUGUGGCGUUUUCGGUUCUCGUCAAUACGUUUUGGAGGUUUGGAACUCGCGAUAUUAGAAUUCGUUCGAUUGAUUCUUGAUUGAAUCGUGACCACUGCUAGGAUACUCUCAGUUUUGGUUGUGGCCAGCAACUCGGCUACGAUAAUCGUAUGGUUCGCCUUUGUCACACGCGGCCCUGCAAUGAGUGCUUAUCGGACCUUUGUUACAUUUCUACGGCAGACAGGCUCAUCAGGGCGCAGCAAUACGCACUAUGAUUGAUUUAAUUCGGUAAUGGCAGUUCUCGGGCCCGGUCCGACACUGCGCGGUUGAUUGAUUGUAUUCUAAUCAUCGCAGCUAGUCACCUGAUUAUUGGUGUAGCCACGCCGAUCUACUGAGCCUUAAUUCUAGUCGUGACUGUAUUGUGGAGUGGAGUGUCCGUUUGUCAGCCGAGUUCUCUCCGCCUAACCCGGACCUGUCACCACGGCGGGCCGGUCCGGUCUGGUCUCCGGACCAUCUCUGGUCCGUAUCGGCCGGUCUAAUCGGACCAUCAGGGAAUGCCCACUGCUGCGUCCUUCGUGGGUCGGCAUGACGCAGGGCCUGGUCACUUGCGGCCUCCGACGACCUUCGCAGGCCGGCAGGGCGACAGGGCGGCUGUCAGUGUGAGAGCGGAACGGGGUGGACGGGGGCGGGCUCCACACGGCAGUCCUCUGCGGUCUGCACCGCACACACCUCCAGUGACUGGCCCGGCGAGAAUACAGAUCAUAGGCGAGCUUCUGUAAUCAAACGCGCGUCAGUAAAACUGCGACUGCUGGUUUUGGUCGGGAAUCGAGAUGCUUUGAGAUUACAAUUCGCAUGUGAUUACCAUUGACGAUUUGGAAUGGUUUACGAUGAACGAUUUAGGGUGUUUUACGGCGGAGGUUUCGGCACGCUUUAUGGCGGUGAAUUAGGGUGUUUUACGAGCUUACAUGGAAGUGCUGUCGGGAUGAUCGCUUUACUCACGGGACGCGAGCUGUGAUUGUGGAUGUGCCAAGCGAAUCGACACCGAUUUUCUACCCGAGCCUUGGCGUUGUAAUCCCUCCCAAAGUUGUUAAUAAAUUUUUAUCGAUGA
This is a messenger RNA of Amphibalanus amphitrite, 2198 nucleotides long. RefSeq names its product eukaryotic translation initiation factor 5A-like. The record is from RefSeq and is a predicted model, not a curated record. Gene Ontology annotation, molecular function: ribosome binding; RNA binding; translation elongation factor activity. Gene Ontology annotation, biological process: positive regulation of translational elongation; positive regulation of translational termination. Bases 185 to 664 code for a protein of 159 amino acids. NCBI's taxonomy places the organism in Eukaryota, Metazoa, Arthropoda, Thecostraca, Balanomorpha, Balanidae. The transcript has 5 exons.